CAACGAAAGCGACAGUUAAGGGAAAUCUGUCUUGUUGGUUGGUCGUUAACGAGGCUCGCGUUAGACUUAUUUGGAAUCCACUUGUGAUUCUGAUAAUUAAAAUUCGUAUGUUUUGACGUUCUCAGCAUUCACCUUCGAAACUCACUUCAUCUGCUUAGUUUGCCCAAUGGAUACACGGAUGCAUGGAUUACUCAAUUGUUACACCAAAAAUAAUCACUGGAUAAAACUGUUGUGCAAUUGAAACUCUGUUCAUGGAUAUUUGGCAGCUUAACGUCGGUGGAGCUAACAGGGAAUGUGUGUGUCCUUGGACUUUUAUAGACUGAGUGCUGUGAGUUUUGGGGAUUCUCGAAUCGAUCUGAGCACAAAUUGAAUGAAAAUCUCUCGAGACACCGGAAUACACUGUGCGAGUUCUACCAGCCGUCAAAUGCUAAUGAACGACAAGUUGACUUUACAAAGACUAUUCCACAUACAGUAUGCUUACGUCAAUUAGUGUAAAUAGGAUAAACCUGAAGGAAAACGUGGAGCAGCUCAAUCAAGAGCUCUAUGUAUUAUUAUGAUUGCUAUAGACACUGUUUUGAUUUUCGUACCCGUGUACUCGUGAGCAUCAGAAGCAACAUCAACAGCACCAGCAGCACUAGCAGUGACCAACAGGACUGCGAUCGUAAUCUAACCAUUUUUGCGAAUGAAGAAUUGUUAGAAAAAAGCCACGGAUUAGCAGAUGUCAUUGCACUUUCUGGAUAAAUUUGAGAUGAACAAACUGAUUGAUCCAAGUUUAUGCAAUUUGGAAGCAAAAUAUCAAUUUAACUACACAAUACGGAAGAAAUGUCAUGAAAUUGACAUUGAACGUGAAAACAGCUACAGGAAAGGGUGGUAGAAAGCUGCAAAGUGUAUUUUGUAUGAGCGCGCAGAAGGCCUUGAAGCGGGUUGCUCUGAAGGAUACGUUCAAGGACCUACGUCAUAUAGCAACACGCAAGCUAUAACAGUGAGAACCCCAUCCGUUUAUGGCACGUUAGUUGUGUUGAAUCGGACUAACGCCACUUGCCGAAUGAACUUCUCCCGUAUCCUUAUAGUGAAAGGAUAACGAGUCCUAUGGUUACGGUAUAUCUCAAUCAUGGGGCGAAGAAUGUCGUUUGAUACUAUGCGCCACCCAAAGCAGCUGGGGUUGUAUUAGUGAGUGCCGCGGUCGCGUUUUUGUUGUUGUUUUUUUUCUUGGAUGAGUGCUCUCUCAGUGCCAGUGACACACUAUAUAGGCUUUGUUGGGAUUCGUUCUAUACACAAACGUGCUCCCUUGCCGUUCACGUUGGAUAGCUGGCUUUAUAUGUUUAUGUGCUCGUUUAUUUUCGUAUUUUAAUGCGUGAUUUACAAGUCAACAACACUCUAACGUUGGUGUGUCUGCGCUGGUAUACACACAGACGACCAAAGAUAUUAUUUUGAGUUUCCGAAAAUAUUGACCUUGAACUCGCGCGCUCGGUUCGCAAAACAGAGGGAGCUAACGAGCAAGAAGAAAAAAAAGCACACGUCGUUUUAUGAAGAAAAAAAGGAAAUAUUCGAUUGAUCCGUGCCUACGCGAGAAUGUGGUAGUGAGUGUGGUUAGAAAAAAAGGCUCUCCGUACAUACAGCAGACGUGUAUUUGAGUGUCGAAAUAAAUUUGCCGAAACGAAACAGAGGCCAAGUUCAGCUCUUUUAUUAUGAAAUGUCUCAAAAUCGUCGAUGUUUAUUCUUCCACAGGUUUUGUGCAAACGAGAGGAAAAGUAGAAUGUAGAACAGUGUGUCGCUCGGUCAGUGUUUGUCUCGAAGCUUUUUGCAAGCGAAAUUUAAUUCGGUAAAAUGCAGUGCAUGAAUAAAAUCGUACAGGACGAUAAGGAUACGCCAGAUAUAAGGACAUUCGUCAUCAGUGAAAACCAGCAUAUUAUGUACUCACCGCGAAGUGUGGAAUCAAGAAGACCUGUGAAAGUUACAAUAACAACUCCUCAGACUUCAUCCACCUCGAUGGUUGCAUCCUUCAGUAAUCAUCAGCAGCAGGAUCGUACAGGAAAUCAAUUAGCAACAAAAACAUUGAUCAAACAGUGUGAAAAUGAACCACCAGUCCAGGCACAAGAAGUUCAUGUUAUAAGAGAUGGUCGUUUCUAUGAUCAUCAUCACAACCAUGCGACUCCACCACAUCUUGCUCAGAACUCUGUACACCUGAGCUUGGUGCCAUCUUCGUCAAUUUCGAGUGAACUUUCCAUCAGAAACGUUGACAGCAGAUGCAGUGAUGGCAAUUCAAACCGCCCACCUCUACCAUUGCAUCACCAAUCUGCCAACACCAUAAUACUCGACGCUCCUCCACAUUCUACGGUGUCCAGCACCAAGCCUCAUCUUAUGGUCGUUCAGCAGCAUCAUCUACAACAACAGCAACAACAUCAUGUGACCUCUAUGCAACCUCCCCCGCCUCCACCUCCACCUGGGAACGCAAUCAACAACAGUCCUGGUGGAAACGGUAUUAUACCGAAAAUGAAAGGUUCGCUAGAGGAACCGUCCAGUUCAAUGCCUGAUUUAGAAUUCGACGGUACCACAGUGCUUUGUCGAGUGUGUGGUGACAAAGCUUCCGGUUUCCAUUAUGGAGUGCAUUCUUGCGAAGGCUGCAAGGGAUUCUUCAGGCGCUCGAUUCAGCAGAAAAUCCAGUAUCGCCCUUGCACUAAAAAUCAGCAAUGCAGUAUACUCAGAAUUAAUCGUAAUCGGUGUCAGUAUUGCAGACUGAAAAAAUGUAUAGCCGUUGGAAUGAGUCGCGAUGCUGUCAGAUUUGGUCGCGUUCCGAAGCGCGAAAAGGCCCGCAUCCUGGCGGCCAUGCAGCAAAGCACCCAGAAUCGAGGAAACCAACGAGCGCUGGCCACCGAACUGGACGACCAGCCGCGGCUUCUGGCCGCUGUGCUGCGAGCCCACAUGGAAACGUGCGAGUUUACGCGUGAAAAGGUCACCUCGAUGCGACAACGGGCUCGCGACUGUCCUUCCUACUCCAUGCCAACUCUGGCAUGUCCCUUGAACCCGGCUCCCGAGCUUCAAUCCGAGCAGGAGUUUAGUCAGCGUUUUGCUCACGUCAUCCGAGGAGUGAUCGACUUUGCUGGAAUGAUUCCCGGCUUCCAACUAUUGACUCAGGAUGAUAAGUUCACGCUCUUGAAAGCAGGUCUUUUUGAUGCUCUGUUCGUGCGACUGAUCUGCAUGUUCGAUACUCAAAUCAACUCAAUCAUCUGUCUGAACGGCCAGGUUAUGCGCCGAGAUGCCAUUCAGAAUGGUGCUAAUGCACGUUUCUUAGUGGAUUCGACAUUCAAUUUUGCCGAGCGAAUGAAUUCGAUGAACCUGACAGAUGCAGAGAUUGGUCUGUUCUGUGCCAUCGUGUUGAUUACACCCGAUCGACCUGGACUGCGAAAUGUAGAGCUCAUAGAACGAAUGUACAGCAAGCUUAAGUGUUGCCUACAGUCUAUCGUGUCCCAAAAUCGGCCAGACAAACCCGAGUUCAUGCAAGAGCUUUUGAGAACGAUGCCAGAUUUGAGGACACUGAGCACGUUGCAUACUGAGAAGCUGGUCGUGUUCCGUACUGAACAUAAGGAAAUGUUACGCCAGCAAAUGUGGAAUGCAGAAGAAGAACUCGCCAAAAGCCCCAACUCGAACACGUGGAGCUGUGAUGGCAACAACGUGGAAGAUGCAGCAAAGAGUCCGAUGGGCUCGGUGUCUAGUACUGAAUCAGCUGAAACUUCCGAGUACUCUCAUUCCGCAUCGUCUCUCAGUGCAUCGGCACCCUUACUGGCAGCUACCCUGUCGGGACAAUGUCCCAUUCGCCAUCGAGCUAGUUCCGGAUCGUCAGCAGAGGAUGACAUAAUCGGCGGUACGGCGCAUUUGGCUCAAAACGGACUAACAAUUACACCAGUGAUUCGUUCUGUUGGUACACAUCACGUUCGCUACCGAAAGCUUGACUCCCCCACCGAUUCUGGCAUCGAGUCCGGCAAUGAAAAGCUUGAUCAUAAACCGGUCAGCAGUGGAUCAUCGUCUUGCUCCAGUCCGCGAUCGUCGUUGGAAGAUCAGUCGGACGAGAAGCGGCACAUCGUAGAAAACAUGCCAGUAUUGAAACGAGUCCUGCAGGCUCCCCCACUGUACGAUACCAACAGCUUAAUGGAUGAAGCGUACAAGCCGCACAAAAAAUUCCGAGCAAUGCGCCACCGAGAGAGCGAAGCGGAACCUGCUCCAAGUUCUUCAUCUUCGUCCACGAUAACACUCUCAUCACAUUCGCCUAAACCAUCAUCGUCGGUCUCUGUGGUGUCUUCACAGCACAGCAGUGCGGGACCGGGACAAUCUUCACCCCAGCAGCCGCAAUCCCAGCUUCAUAUGCAUUUAACGCGACCACUACAUCAGUCACCACACCAAAGCCUUCACCACCAUCAACAUCAGGCAGCGACACCCCCCAACAGCCAUCAAUCGUCUUCCCUAUCCAGCACACACUCGGUCCUAGCCAAAUCAUUGAUGGAACAACCCACAAUGACGCCGGAGCAAAUGAAACGCUCGGACAUCAUACACAACUACAUCAUGAGGGAAUCCCAGCAUCAUCCUGACCAGGGCUCGUACCGGAGCGGCCUGUUAGUGUGCAGCCCGAGGUCUUCCUCCGUGUCACCACUUGCUUCAAGUAGUAGCAGUAGCAGCAGCAGCUCAUCGUCUUCUGGUAACGGUUGUCCGUUCUCCGGUAGCGGUAACGGUAGCAAUCUCAGCAAUACCAGAUGGCAGGGUGGACCAACGAGCGUCAUUACUACAACCCGCCAACAAACACCUUCCCCAUCGCUCAAUUCCACCGGAAGUGCAGAUACUUCCUCUUCUUCCAGCAGCAGCAGCAGCAGUAAUAGCAUUCGCUAUUUCCAAUCCCCACAUUCGACAUCGAUCUCCCCGCCAGCCACGUCAGUAGCUCAGGCCAGCACCACUACUGGCCCCAUCGGUUCUCCUCAACCGGUGGCGGUGGCGGCUCCAACGCCAUCUCCCCGACUUGUGGAACUGCAGGUUGACAUUGCCGGUGGGUCAACGACGGGUGCUACUGAUGCACCGCUAAAUCUUUCCAAAAAAUCACCCUCCCCCUCUCCCGCCCGCAACUGUCCCCAGGGAUUUUCGUCCACUUCUACCACCUCAACAUCCGCCGCAACCACCACUAUUCAAAAAGUGCUUCUCGAAGCAUAAACAUCAUAAAGAAUCACGAUGGAACUGACAGAAAGCAUACAAGCAGAAAAAGAGGCAGAUCAGUUUUUACAACUGUACAAAUCUUAACUGUAAGAAUGGUACACUAUACUAGAACGGUAAUAUUUUAUAUUAAAAAAAAACAACAACAAAAGAAAACUAAUCACAAAAUGUAGUGGAUCAGUACGAAAAACUACUAAAAUUCCUAUUGAUUGGACGGAGGAGGAUCAGAAAGAACACAAACAAACCAGAGAUGAACAAAGCAAAUGCAAACAAUGUUGAUAUUUUAUUAAAUGAGGAUCUCUUUUUCCCCUCCACGUGAGCUAUUGGAAAUGCUGGCUGGCCAGAAGUGAUUGGUAGCAGAAUCAGAUUCCCUCCCUUUUUGAGGCAAAACUAAAAAAAACGGGGAAAACACACACACACAUUAGAAAUGAACCAAGCCAAACAGAAGACAGAGUACGCUGAGCAGUUUUUAGCGGAUAGGACAACACCUUGACACAUUAACAAAAUGUUCCAAACGAUACUAAGUCCAUUCAGAUGAGAAUUUUUACUGGAAACUGGAAUCAUCUAACACACUACAUACCAGAACUAGGUGAAAUGAACGCAAUAUGUACCAAAAUGGUACUGAUAAUGGAAUUUGAGGGUGUGUAGAGAAACAAGAAUGGGAACAUUGCCGGCACAUUUUUUUUUUUCACUAAUUUCUAAGUGAGUACGCAUGAGACAAGAAUACAGCGAGACAGUUCAAUACUAGGUACAUGGUGAACAAACGUGCAAACAUAUUUUAGGACAGAGGAUAUUACAGUUAAAGUGACAGUACGAAGCUGUAACUCCAUGGGCAGGAAAAAACUACACGGAAGUUAUUGAUUUGUUUUAAAUAAUUUCACACUGUAUCAGAUUUUUUAAUCCUACUUUUCAAAAGAAGCACAGAAAAAUAACACUCGAGUGACUACCUCUGCAUUCUUUUGCGAUUGGAAAGCUUUCGCUUGUGGAGAAUUAUCAUGUUGAACAUUGUACAUAGUGUAAUUAAACUAUUAUAAUUAUUAUAUUUAAUAUAACUAUUUUUAUUUUAACAAACUGUGCAGAUUUUUAUUUAUUGAAACAAUUGCUUAUUAUAAUUUUUAUUAUUAUUGAUUUUUUCUUUAUGUUUUUUUCAAUUUAAAUGCACUGUAAAUAAAUGCAAAGUUAUUGUAAAACAACCAAGAAACCACGUUUUAAUUUAAAGCAAGACCAUUUUUAAUGAGAUAAUUUGUUCUUUUCUAAAUAUUUUUUAUGAAAGCAGAAAACUUUAUCAAAACUAAGACAUAAGAAUCAAUGUUUUUAAAGUAACAAAAAAAAAAUUAAGUUUAAAAAACUUGAACGAAAAGAGGAGUGAUUCUAUCAAUUUAUACUACUACUAAGCAGUGUGUGAAGAAGCAGAAAGUGAGAUAUGGAUUUAAUAUGGAGCAAAACGUACAUACACGGAAACAAAUCCUUUAAAAUGUGCAACAGAAAAACAACCCUACAAGAGUAAGCAAAAAAAAAGGUUUAGAAAUAGAAGUAUAGCUGUGUAUCUUUAAAAAAAGAAUAAAAAUCCAUUGAAAUUGAGACACAAAAAAAUCAUAAGCAAUUAAGCUAAUGAGAAAAAAAAAAAAACAAAAAAAUAUAAAAAAGCUAAAUUCAUAUUACUGUAUUGAAAACAACCCUAUAAUUAAAAACCACAAAAUAGAAUACACAAGGAUAAUAAGAGUAAGAACAGGCAGAAUAACUGAGUAAAAUACAAGUACAGAUGAGAAAAUCAAGGAACAAACAUUUUCGAGAACAGGAAACACAAGAGACAUUAAAAUCAGUUGAAUUGAGGUAUGAUUGAAUGAAAUAAAGUAUUAAAUAUUGCUUCAUUGUUGCAAUUAAUAUGAA
Culex quinquefasciatus (southern house mosquito) is the source of this 7083-nucleotide messenger RNA. RefSeq names its product ecdysone-inducible protein E75. The coding region runs from base 1828 to 5193 and encodes 1121 amino acids. The transcript is spliced from 6 exons. Gene Ontology annotation, molecular function: zinc ion binding; RNA polymerase II cis-regulatory region sequence-specific DNA binding; nuclear receptor activity. NCBI's taxonomy places the organism in Eukaryota, Metazoa, Arthropoda, Insecta, Diptera, Culicidae. The record is from RefSeq and is a predicted model, not a curated record. Gene Ontology annotation, biological process: hormone-mediated signaling pathway; negative regulation of transcription by RNA polymerase II; cell differentiation.